AUGUCAAAUAAUACAAAAAUGGAGAUGAGUAAUUACCCGACUAUUCAUCAUAAGCAAUUGCUCCGACAGACAGAAGGAACAUCUAGCGAAGAAAGUACACGUAGGAAGCGUAGAAAGACAACGCCAUCCCUAGAACAACCCGAGGUAGUAGUUAACGUGACUAACUCCAAUUCACCUAGUUCCGACGAAUUUGAAACCGUCAAUUUGGAUAAGAUACCUUAUGACUCUGACGAUUCGGAUGAUUUUGAAGAUGUGGACUUAAGCGCGACUAAUGAGAACUUGACUAUCACAAUUAAACCUGCAGAAAUGGAGGAGGAGCAGAAGAAGAAGAAACGAAAAGUUAUUAGCUUAGAAGAACGAAACAGACGAGUUGAACUUCACCGUAUGUAUAUCCUUUUGAUGAUUGUGCAUGGAACUAUUCGAAACUCGUGGUGUAAUGAUAAGAACCUUGGCAAUUUACUCAAAAUUUCCUGUGUUGACGAGACGAUAUUGAAGCUAAUUAACCAAGAUCCCAACGAAAAAGUAAUAACCCCAGUGCGCUCUCGACGACUCUUGGAUGGAUUGAAAAAGAUAAUGCAAAAUUACUAUAUUAAUUUCCGCAUAAUCUCGCAGGGACUAAUACGGAAGGACUGGCACGAAUUACUGAUUCCACAGAGAAAGAUAAAACCAGUAGACCAAGAUACAUUUAAAAAAUUUGUACAAAACUUUCGAGGCAGUCGAGACUUAGCUGCACAGGGAUUUCUUGUGCUUUUGCGUGGUGUUGGGCUAAAUGCCCGGUUAGUAUUGUCAUUACAACCACCCGAUUAUACCAUAAUUACCCCACCUUCAGAUUCCAUUGACAACCAAAACCAUUCUGAACCAAAAUUUAAAGACUCAUCAUUUCCAAUUUUCUGGGUUGAAGUUUGGGACAAGUAUUCGAAAAAAUGGAUAAGUAUAGAUCCAAUAGGUUUACAAACCAUCGAAGUCUGUCCCAAGCGAAGGAAAUCCUGCUUUGAACCACCAAUAUCAGACCCUCGAAACCAAUUAACUUAUGUCAUUGCAUUUGACAAGUACGGAAGAGUGCGUGAUGUAACCCGAAGAUAUAGUUUUGCAUACAACGCACGAACUAUACGUAAACGAAUUGAAUUCAGAUCGCAAGAAGACAAGGAUUGGUAUCAGAAAGUACUCCGUGCAUGCGACCUACGUAAGAAAUCAUGUACAACCGACAUAUUUGAAAUGAAGGAGUUUCAUGAACGUGAUUUGGCCGAAGGAAUGCCUGAUAAUUUACAAGCAUUUAAGAACCAUCCUCUAUAUGCUCUAGAAUCGCAAUUACGCCAGAAUGAAAUAAUACACCCCAAAGAUGAGUCAAGUAAAUGUGGAACAUUUCGCUCCAAAACUUCAAAUAAAGUUAUUCCUGUUUACAAAAGAUCGUCAGUGCACCGAUUGCGCUCAGCGAAAGCUUGGUAUCUUAAAGGUCGCGUGCUAAAGGUUGGCGCGAUUCCGUUAAAAGUAAAGGAAGCUCCGGACAUCGAGAAUAACAUUAGAUUGUAUGCAGAGUUUCAGACUCAAAUGUAUAUACCCCCUGCAAUAGUGGAUGGGAAAGUUCCCAAGAAUGAAUUUGGUAAUAUUGACAUUUAUACCAAAACAAUGAUACCCGAAAAUGGUGCUUUCAUACCUAUUUCGGACACACAUUCCAUCAAGUUGCUAAUAAAAGCUGCUUAUUUGAUUGACAUAGACUUUGCCAAAGCAAUAGUGGCGUUUGAUUUUGGGGCCAGGCGGAAGCGACGACCAAAUGUUAAUGCGCGAGAAGGUGGGAUUGUCAUUGAUAAAUCAUACAAAGAAGCAUUGAUGGUGACUCUUGAUCACCUUCUUGAAGAAGAAGAGGCCGAAAAACGAAUGGCCAUAGAAGCAAGUGCUCUUCAUAAUUGGAAAUAUUUCUUGUUGAAACUUAGGGUACAGGAACGAUUGAAUAGAAUUCAUGGGAAAAUUUCUGAUGAGAUUGAAGAAGUUCAUCAAGAUUCAGCAGUUAAAGAGGCUACUACAGGGGAAUUUGUGGCUGAUGAAGAAGAAGAAUAUGAUGGCGGAUUUAUGAUAGCUGCUACAAAAGAAAAAGGGGAACUUCUAGGCGAUAACGCGUCAAUAAAGUUUAAUACAGAUAAUGAGUCCGAAGAAGAGGGGGGAUUCCUCGUUGAAGAAGAUAAACUUGGUGACGAGAAAACAGAAGCUGCAAAAGAUGCAAAAGUUGCAGAAAAUCGAGAUAAAACUGAUCCAGACCAAUCUGGGGUAGAAUUAUAUGUUUCAAGGUCAAACAAAGUAAUCUCACCUGAAACCAUUGAAAUCACCAGCAGCGAAGAAGAGGAACAAUCGGAUGACCAGGAAGUAUCGGAUUUUGUCUACUCCCUGCAAGAGUCAGAUAUCGAAUUUGAAUUCAGUGAUUAGAACAAAAAAAAAUAUUUUUAUUGAUUUCGGAAUUGGAUUCCUAAUGCGGGAACCGAUGUGCGGAAUUUGUACAAGAAGAAGUUAAAAAAUGUAGUCAUUUUUGCUAUUAUAUAAAUGACAGGAUUAUGCAAGUUUUUAAAAUCACCACUUUUCGUAUAA
This is a messenger RNA of Spathaspora passalidarum NRRL Y-27907, 2577 nucleotides long. RefSeq lists its product as uncharacterized. Gene Ontology annotation, molecular function: single-stranded DNA binding; damaged DNA binding. Gene Ontology annotation, biological process: nucleotide-excision repair; mismatch repair. Lineage: Eukaryota; Fungi; Ascomycota; Pichiomycetes; Serinales; Debaryomycetaceae. The record is from RefSeq and is a predicted model, not a curated record. Gene Ontology annotation, cellular component: XPC complex; nucleus; nucleotide-excision repair factor 2 complex. The transcript is spliced from 5 exons. The coding region runs from base 1 to 2418 and encodes 805 amino acids.